GGAGGGAAGGAAGGGGGGAAGAUGGCGGUGCUGGCGCCGCUGCUGGCGCUGCUGUACUCGGUGCCGCGGCUGUCGCGAUGGCUGGCGCGGCCCUACUACCUGCUGUCGGCGCUGCUGGCCGCCGCCUUCCUGCUCGUGCGGAAGCUGCCGCCGCUCUGCCUGCACCUCCCCACCCAGAGGGAGGACCGGAACCCCUGCGACUUCGACUGGCGGGAGGUGGAGAUCUUGAUGUUCCUCAGCGCCAUCGUAAUGAUGAAGAACCGUCGAUCCAUCACCGUCGAGCAGCACAUCGGCAACAUCUUCAUGUUCAGCAAAGUGGCCAACGCCAUCCUCUUCUUCCGCCUGGACAUCCGCCUGGGCCUGCUCUACGUCACCCUCUGCGUAGUAUUUCUGAUGACCUGCAAGCCCCCCCUCUACAUGGGCCCCGAGUACAUAAAGUAUUUCAACGACAAGACGAUUGAUGAGGAGCUGGAGCGGGACAGACGGGUGACGUGGAUCGUGGAAUUCUUCGCCAACUGGUCCAACGAGUGCCAGUCGUUCGCUCCCAUCUACGCCGACCUCUCUCUCAAGUACAACUGUGCCGGACUGAACUUCGGGAAGGUGGACGUGGGGCGCUACCCGGACGUCAGCACGCGGUACAAAGUGAGCACGUCGCCCCUCACCAAACAGCUGCCCACCCUGAUCCUGUUUCAGGGCGGUAAGGAGGUGCUGCGGAGGCCGCAGAUCGACAAGAAGGGAAGAGCCGUGUCCUGGACCUUCUCCGAGGAGAACGUGAUCCGAGAGUUCAACCUGAACGAACUGUACCAGCGGGCCAAGAAGCAGGCGAAGUCCCGAGACGAGGCCCCCGAAGAGCCACCCGAACCCCCGGCCACCGCCACUCUUCCCCCCGGCGAGACCAAGAAAGACAAAUGAGGCCCCCGUCCCCGUCCCGUCGUUCCCGACGCCACCAGGCCUCCUCUCUGACGGGGGCCCGCCCGCCCAGGGACUGCAUGCCUUCUCACGGGCUACUGCUUGUUGUUAUUUAUGUGUAACUCCCUGCUCGUGGACUAGCCAGGGGUGGACUCGGCUCGCCGGGGGACCGGGCCGGCAGGUCCAGGGAGAGGAGGAGGAGGAGGAGUGGCCGUCCGUUGGGUCCGGGAGCCAUUUGGAGGAAGAGGUCGUGACCGAACACCGUCCCCCAGCCGCCCCCAGUCCAGGCCGCCCGUUCCCCUCUUAAGGAGAACGAGGGUUUUCUUCUUCUUCAUCGUGGCGGUUUUCAGGCCCGUGCCAUCUGAGGCUAUUCAAGCAGCAGCAGCCAUCGUCCGGUCGGAGGCUGGUUUUCCUGGCCCUCACUGCCUUUGACCUUGAAAACGGCUUAUCCUGUUCACUGAAGGAAGGGGCCUCCUCCCGAGUACUUGCCAAACUCCCCUGCCCUUCUCCCCUCCUCCCCCCACUAAGGUCUUCGCUCAGGACGGUGUAGCGACGACGAUGAUGAUGGCGGGACAGAGCGAACCUUUUAGCACGAAUAACUCACUUUUAGCACUCCCUUGCCCUUUUGGGAGGAGGGGGACCGAGGCCUCCUGGCCCUGUUGCGGGGGUGAGGUGGAAGAAGGGGAGCCUUGAGCUAGGGCUCCCGGAAAACUCCCACUAACUUCCCUCCCAUUCCUGGUAGUUUUCAGGAAUAAAGGAACAACCCUGCCCUGG
Messenger RNA from Tachyglossus aculeatus (Australian echidna), 1683 nucleotides. It is a transcript of the gene TMX2, whose product is annotated as thioredoxin related transmembrane protein 2. Gene Ontology annotation, molecular function: disulfide oxidoreductase activity. Gene Ontology annotation, cellular component: membrane-bounded organelle. Gene Ontology annotation, biological process: brain development. The transcript has 8 exons. The record is from RefSeq and is a predicted model, not a curated record. NCBI's taxonomy places the organism in Eukaryota, Metazoa, Chordata, Mammalia, Monotremata, Tachyglossidae. Bases 22 to 912 code for a protein of 296 amino acids.